Messenger RNA from Strongyloides ratti, 453 nucleotides. RefSeq names its product Domain of unknown function DUF148 domain-containing protein. The coding region runs from base 1 to 453 and encodes 150 amino acids. The record is from RefSeq and is a predicted model, not a curated record. The transcript has a single exon. NCBI's taxonomy places the organism in Eukaryota, Metazoa, Nematoda, Chromadorea, Rhabditida, Strongyloididae.
AUGGUUAAACUCAUCUCUACAAUAUUAAUUGCUAUUAUUGCUGUUGUUUAUAUUUCUGCUCAAGGAGGUAAUGAAUUACCACCAUUCCUUGUUGGUGCUCCACAACCUGUUGCUGCUAGUUUUGAAGCUCUUAUAGCAGCAAAUGCACACAAACCUGAAACUGAAAUAGACAAAGCUGUUGAAGAUUGGAUAAGCAAACAAGAUCAAGGAAUCAAAACUAAAUUCCAACAAUUUAAAACUCAAGUUUCUAAAAUGAACAAAGAUGCUGAAGCUGCUCAUAAUGCUGCUCUUGCUAAAUUCUCAGCAGAAGCUAAAGCUGCUGAUGCUAAAAUGUCAGCUAUUGCCGCAAACAGUGCUUUAUCACCAAAACAAAAAGGAGAACAAAUUGAAUCUAUUAUGAAAUCUCUUAGCCCAUCUGUUAAAGCAGAAAUUGAAAAAGCUAUGCAAGGUUAA